UCUCUGGAAAGGCCCAUGAGGUCCGCCUCGGAACAUGAUAAAGUGGAGGGUUUUCCUGUCCACUUUGCUCUGAAUCUUGUAUUGGUGAGCAGUGAAUCGAGGAGCAAGGUUUUGCUUGCAAUGGCGAGAUCGACGAGCAAGGACGCCCAAGCUCUUUUGCACUCUUUCCGUUCUGCUUAUGCAGCUACCCCCACUAAUCUCAAGAUCAUCGAUCUCUAUGUUGGUUUCGCUGUCUUCACUGCUCUCAUCCAGAUAGCUUACAUCGCCAUAGUUGGUUCAUUUCCAUUCAACGCAUUUCUUUCCGGCCUACUUUCUUGCAUAGGGACGGCAGUCCUUGCUGUUUGUCUUCGCAUCCAAGUGAACAGAGAAAACAAGGAAUUCAAGGAUUUCUCAAAAAUAUAUAAUUCCCAUCCCUCUUUGCCCCACUCCCAUCCUGCACCUUUCCGCUCUAGCACCCCCUGAAAGAUGCAAAAUUGGAGUAAAUACAAGUGACUUGCCGCCGGAGCGUGCUUUUGCAGAUUUUGUUCUGUGCAAUUUGGUGCUUCAUUUGGUUAUUAUGAAUUUCCUGGGAUAAAUUGCCAUCUUUGGGCGUUCUAUAAUCCUCUUAUUGAACUUCUAUAACUAGAGACGCCCAUGAAGUAGGUUUUCUUUCCCGUGAUUCUGCAGCAAUUUUUGUUAGUUUGUAACUUCUGGAGCAUACUUAUUUAUGAAAAAUGGAUUUAUAUCAGAAA
Carya illinoinensis is the source of this 731-nucleotide messenger RNA. Its product is annotated as dolichyl-diphosphooligosaccharide--protein glycosyltransferase subunit DAD1-like. Lineage: Eukaryota; Viridiplantae; Streptophyta; Magnoliopsida; Fagales; Juglandaceae. Gene Ontology annotation, cellular component: membrane; oligosaccharyltransferase complex. Bases 16 to 462 code for a protein of 148 amino acids. The record is from RefSeq and is a predicted model, not a curated record. Gene Ontology annotation, biological process: protein N-linked glycosylation. The transcript is spliced from 6 exons.